Molecule: messenger RNA, 2270 nt
Organism: Arachis stenosperma
Lineage: Eukaryota; Viridiplantae; Streptophyta; Magnoliopsida; Fabales; Fabaceae
Product: regulator of nonsense transcripts UPF3
Exons: 14
Coding region: 112-1647 (511 amino acids)
Biological process (GO): nuclear-transcribed mRNA catabolic process, nonsense-mediated decay; positive regulation of translation
Cellular component (GO): nucleolus; cytoplasm
Molecular function (GO): mRNA binding
Source: RefSeq, a predicted model, not a curated record
CGAGUUAGUUGUUUCUAGAUGCCUAGAUGGAUUAGCCAAAGCGAAGGAAAGGGGAAAGACGAAGUUGAAAAACAGAAAGAAAAAGGUUGGUUUUGGUGAUCGAACUGGAAGAUGAAGGUCCGUUCGGAAAGGGAAAAGACGAAAGUGGUGAUUAGGCAUUUGCCUCCGUCUCUGACUCAAUCUGAUCUCCUCCAUCACAUCGAUAAUCACUUCGCUUCUCGCUACAAUUGGUUUUCUUUCCGCCCCGGCAACACCAGCCACAAGAACCAGAGGAAUUCUCGAGCUUAUAUAGACUUCAAGAGUCCUGACGAUGUUUUUGAGUUUGCUGAGUUCUUUGAUGGACAUGUUUUUGUCAACGAGAGAGGUGCGCAGCAUAAAGCAAUAGUAGAGUAUGCACCUUCUCAGCGUGUUCCAAGACCAACUACGAAAAAGGAUGGUCGUGAAGGGACUAUAUAUAAAGAUCCAGACUACCUUGAGUUCUUCAAAUUCAUUGCAAAGCCUCCUGAACAUCUUCCCAGUGCAGAAAUACAAUUGGAAAGAAAAGAAGCUGAGCAAGCUGGGGCCAACAAGGAAGGACCUAUUGUCACACCCUUGAUGGAAUAUGUUCGUCAGAAACGUUCUGUUGACAUUGGUGCACAGGCUUUCCCAGUCACCACAAAAGGUAGCAGAAGUGCUAGAGCUGCUAUGCGAGGCAAGCAUGGCUCAGGCAAUACCAAACGAGGCUUGGAAAAGAAAAAAUAUGUUCAAAAGGACAAUGCAAAGGAUGCCACUCGAAAAGAGUCCAAAGACAAGUCAGCCUUCACUGUGGUCCCCCGGCGAGAGGAUCAAUCAGCUACUUCGAAUAUAAAAGGAAUAUCUGAACUUGAAACUUUACACGGCAUUGAAGGUCCAAUUUCUGGAAUCCCGGUGACUUCUGACUCGGGAAAGAAAAAGAUCCUUCUUCUGAAAGGAAAACAACGGGAAAUUCCUAUUACCACUGAGGGUGUGAUAAAGCAGCAAAGUAUACAAUCUGGAAAUUCAGCUGGUUCAACUACUGCAAAACAGAACCAGAGGCGUGAAGCAAGUGGAAGGUUGAUUAGGAGCAUACUUCUAAAUAGUGAGGCUCGUCAAAGUCAACCUUCAACUGCGACCCAACAUAAGAUUCAAAUCUUAAGUUCAGAUAAUGGUAAGCGACCUGCUCGUUCUUUGGAAAGCAGCAAACUUAAUGCUGAAGGGGAUUCCAAAAGAUCUUUGGAUGAAAGACAUGGUUUGGGUAGUGUUGGUGAGAAAAUAGAAAAACGUACAAGAAACAAGGAUAGACCUGACCGCGGUGUUUGGACACCUCUUCGUCGUUCUGAUGUUUCACAUGCUGAUAAUGAGCAGUCACCAUCCUCAUUGAUACAGCCUACUCUUCCUGAAUCAGAGGUAAAAGAAAAUGUUACUGCUGCAAACAGGAAUGGGGAAUCUUUAGCUUCCUUAGUUGGACGUAGCAGUACCUCUGUUGAGAAUGGUCCUCAAAGGAAUUUUACUCGCCGAGGAGUUUCCCAUAUAGGGAAGGAUGAUGUUGCUGUCAGUUUAGGUGAUGGGAAGGCAUCCAAAAAAGGUGGUGGUGGGCAUGGUGCUCACGAGAAACAAGUGUGGGUUCAGAAAUCAUCUUCAGGGUCUUAAAAGUCCAGAUCUGGGUAAUAAUUCCUAGAAGUUUUGAGGGGAUCAUUCCUGCUAUGUUGGGCUGUGACCGUCAUUUGGUAUAUCAUCCACAACUAAUUGAGGUCAACCAAAGGCUUAGCGACUUGUAAGAAAGAUCCAGUUUUUGCCCAAGGGAGCGUGCGCAAUGAAGGAAAAACAAUACAUUACAGACCUCGGUGACAUGGUUAUUUACUGAAACAGAGUGGCAUGGUUAAGCAUGUUCGUGGGCUUGACCUUACACUGUUCGUGUCUCCUUAUAUUGUUGAGUAUUUGAAAGUCGGGAAAUGUCUCUGUUUGGGAUGUAUGCUUACCACGAGUCUGACAGUGUAUGCUUGGAAGUAAAAUAUGCAGCGUUGUCUCGUUCAGUUCCCAUUUAGUUAAAUACCAUUUUGUGUUAAUAUUAUUAUAGCAGUGGGGAUAUAUUCAAAAUUAGGCCUGCAAUGGUAAGUGCCGUGAGUUGCUCAAAAUGCCAAACGCCGAUACCUAUUUAGUAUUUACUCCUAUUUUAAUUUCCCUGUCAAAGAUCAAACAUUAACCUAUUUAAUGCUAAAAUUAUUUUGUUACCUGAAAUUAAGUACAUUCUGGCAGGUGACCUACAUUUUUUG